UCUGUGCUUGAUCCAAGGAUUUGGAACGACCCAAAACAAGGAUAUGGCAGUGGAAAUCUUCGAACAGCUCGCCAACGACGGCCACAGCGACAGCCAGUAUUGGAUUGGGGAGCACUACAGCCGUAGCUGGGAAGCAUGCCGUGACCAGACCAAGGCCUUCAAGUGGUUCAGCGCAUCUGCAGACCAGGGCAACUCGUAUGGGGAGUUUAAGGUUGCAGAGUGCUACUAUUAUGGAACCGCAGUCGCCAGCGACGAGGACAAGGCGGUUGAGUGGUAUCGCAAAUCGGCCGAGCAAGGCAAUCGAAAGGCGCAAUAUGAACUUGGCGAUCUCUAUCUGAUGGGUAUGAGUAUUCCCAAGGACCGCAACGCUGCCGCCGAAUGGUUCCUCAAAUCCGCCGCGCAAAAUUACACACCUGCCUUCUCCAGGAUCGAAUCCCUAGGCCUGUAAUGCCCACCACGAAUAUCCAGCGGGUGGCGCCUAUGAGACCUCCUGCCCAAUAUCAGAUACAAAAUAUAGUCAAUCCAGAAAGAAACUGGACAGUGUUCGAUUCCUCUGGCAUCAAAGCCCCAGUGGCCAGGCGGUGCGAUUGUUUCCCGUCCUGGGAGACAAUCUCUUUGAUUUAGUUGAUUUCGGGAAACGUGGCCUUGAACAUGCCAGUCGAUCUCCCGUGGCGACGAUCGACUAGUGGCGACGAUCGACUAGCGUACCAAGAUCAUGUUCCUGG
This is a messenger RNA of Polychytrium aggregatum, 725 nucleotides long. RefSeq lists its product as uncharacterized. The transcript has a single exon. The record is from RefSeq and is a predicted model, not a curated record. Gene Ontology annotation, molecular function: protein binding. The coding region runs from base 44 to 448 and encodes 134 amino acids. NCBI's taxonomy places the organism in Eukaryota, Fungi, Chytridiomycota, Chytridiomycetes, Polychytriales.